AUGCAACGCCUAGCGACAACGCCGUCGCAGGCGGUGAGGCAAAAGGGCACGUCUGGGGAGACGGACGGUGCUGUGCCUACGACGUUGAUGUUGGUUGAGCCGAGCUCUUUGCUCUUUCCCCCGCCCCAUCGUAAUCGGGCGGUGCAGAACGUUGUCGUGCUGUACAACAUUAGCCGCCAGCCAUGCAUCUUUAAGGUCAAGUCACGCACGCCCGAGCGUUAUUACAUCCAACCUCACAUGGGCACAAUAUCCGCCCAGGGAGCCGUGCGGAUCCGCUGUAUUCUGCGUCCACAGUACGAGGAUUUGCCGCCAGCAACGCGGGACGUUUUUCGCUUCUGCCUGAAGCCAAUUUCGUCGAAGUGGGUGCCAGAAAAGAGGCGUUUGCUGCAUGGUGCGAAGCUGAAGAAAUUGUGGGAUGCAGCAAACAUGGAAACUUCGACCACCGUGACAAAAGAGUUAAGCUGCAUCUUUAAAGGCGAUGCUGCACCUCCGCCCGGGGCGCUGAUCACGGUACUUGACCCCGCCACGAUUGGCCUUGGCACCCCGGCUGAGACGGCGGCCGCCGCCUCACCCUCAGCAGCGGGCGCUCACGAGAAUGAUGAACCUGCGGGAGGCACGCAGGAGGCGUCGCAACACGGAAGGAAAUCGAGCAGCAGAAAGGAGCAGCAGCAACGAACGGGUAUGCGAGGUUCCAUGGACCGCACUCGUGACCCGGAUUGCCCUGCCAGGAAGGAGCACAGGAAAUCCAGAGGGGGUGCGGGCUCCUCCGCAGAUAGGACAUCGCCUGCUUCUACAACUCAACAGAAGGCCCGUGGGUUGUUCCUUGGGGUGGGGCGUAGUAUGAUGAAAGCCACAGAAAUCAGUGGCUAUUAUGUGCUUCUUUCAUGCGUUAUUCUACUGUUGUGCACUGCGUGUGGCUUGUAUUUCAGUUGCUACAAUGUCCCCGGUGCCGGCGGGAUCUUGGGUUAUGCGUCCUCUUUCGCGGAAAUGCUGUCUGCUGUGGAUCGCUAUGCAAGCAAGUUGUUCGCCAGUGGACGAAGCCUCUAG
Molecule: messenger RNA, 1047 nt
Organism: Trypanosoma conorhini
Lineage: Eukaryota; Euglenozoa; Kinetoplastea; Trypanosomatida; Trypanosomatidae
Exons: 1
Coding region: 1-1047 (348 amino acids)
Source: RefSeq, a predicted model, not a curated record